CCAGAAUAAGAAAAAAGAAGAAGAAUAAGUUUGAUUACCCUUUCUUCAAUUUUAUUUAUUUUGAUUUGAUUUGAUUUGAUUUGAUCAGAUUAGGGUUUGCUUUCAUUCUUAAAAGACACUUAAUUUGCCGACUAAACCUAACAGAUAUGGCGAUUUGUUCACAGAGGAUUGGAGUAUCAGGGGGUUUUGGAGGUAAGUUUGAUUCAGUGAAACAGAGCAGAACACCUCAAUUGAUUGUUAAAGUUGGGGCAUUUGGGAGUUUGAGAAAUGGGGCGUUGGGGAAUUCAGUAAAUGAGGUUGCUUUAUUCAGUACCAGUAAGAAUGGUAGGUAUAUUGAGAGAAAAGAGAAACAUGAGGGGUUUAGGAUUUGGAAUUCAUUGCAGCAGAAUACGGGGUCAGAAUCUAGUGAAUCAUCACCUGUGGUUGCGAUUUCGAAAGAGGAAGGAAAGGAGGGUGUGAUUGUGAAGGAGAUUGAUGAUUCGGAGGGUGUUGAGGUGAAUCAAGUUGUUGAUAAUGGAAAUGGUGGUGAUGGUAAUGGGAAAGCUGGAGGAGGAAAUGGUGGUGGGGGUGGUGGUGAGAAUGAAGAGAAUGAUAGAGAAGAAGAGGAGUUUGGACCAAUUAUGAAGUUUGAGGAGGUGAUCAAGGAAGUGGAAAGAAGGGGUGCAAGUCUUCCUGCAGAUAUGUUAGAGGCUGCAAAAAUUGUUGGGAUUCGCGAAGUUCUUCUUCUUCGUUACUUGGAUAUGCAGGGAUCAGGUUGGCUACUGGGUUUUCUAAUGAGGUCGUGUGCCAUGCUGCGGAACAGAAUGCUUGCUGAUCCUGCUUUUCUAUUUAAAGUUGGAACUGAGAUAGUUAUUGAUUCUUGCUGUGCAACCUUUGCUGAAGUUCAAAAGAGGGGCAAAGACUUUUGGGCAGAAUUUGAGUUGUAUGUUGCAGAUCUAUUGGUUGGCGUUGUUGUUAAUAUCGCUCUUGUAGGUAUGCUAGCGCCCUACGUCCGCAUUGGGCAAGCGUCGUCUGCUUCACAAGGAUUAUUUGGACGGAUGCAGCAUGCUUAUGCAGCUUUACCUAGCAGCGUGUUCGAGGUUGAAAGGCCAGGGUGUCGGUUCUCAGUUCAGCAACGGAUUGCAACAUACUUCUACAAGGGUCUUAUGUAUGGAGCUGUUGGUUUUGGAUGCGGUCUGGUUGGGCAAGGCAUUGCAAACUUUAUCAUGACAACUAAACGGAGCAUUAAGAAAUCAGAAGAAGAUAUCCAUGUGCCACCUCUAAUCAAAAGUGCAGCUCUUUGGGGUGUAUUUCUGGCAGUUUCAUCCAAUACCCGAUACCAGGUUGUAAACUUACUGGAACGACUGGUCGAAACAUCCCCUGUUGGAAAGCGAGUCCCUCCAGUAGCAUUGGCAUUUACUGUUGGUGUUCGAUUUGCAAACAAUGUUUAUGCAGGCAUGCAGUUUGUGGAUUGGGCCAGGUGGAGUGGCUGCCAAUGAGAAAGCAAGCAUUACGCGACAUCCAUCGAGUUUUCCCUUCAACAAUAAGCUGGGAGUUUAGUAGCUCGAAAACACUCCAGUAGAAACACAGGAAAACCUUGCAUAGUAAUAGCAGCUUGCACUGCUUAGCUCAGGCCUUGUUGUUGUAUGCUUGUAGUAGGGCUAGAUAAUUGUUCAAUUGCCUAUCUGCCUCAUUCAGAAGUUGUAUACAAUUGAAAUCUAGUAAACCUAUUGAAAUAAAAGUAGUUUGUUUCUCUUCU
Molecule: messenger RNA, 1738 nt
Organism: Papaver somniferum (opium poppy)
Lineage: Eukaryota; Viridiplantae; Streptophyta; Magnoliopsida; Ranunculales; Papaveraceae
Product: protein RETICULATA, chloroplastic-like
Exons: 1
Coding region: 147-1478 (443 amino acids)
Biological process (GO): plant organ development
Cellular component (GO): chloroplast inner membrane
Source: RefSeq, a predicted model, not a curated record